CCUUUGGAUUCCAAACAAACCCAUUCAUCAAGCUCUUUCUACCCUAAUUUUCUAUAUAUACACCCUUCCCUUAGCUUUUAUUUACUGUUCUCAUACCCACUAGCUUAUAAAUAUACACAAACCAAGUAGAGGGUUUGUAAAGAAAGAAAGAGAGAGAGAGAGAAUAAUAACAAGCCUUUGGUUUCUCUUGCAAGAUAUUUGUUUAAUUAUCUUAUCUAUCUUCUUCUCCUUGUUUUCCUUCUCCCUUCUUCCACCUCUUUCAUAUCUUUGUUUUUGUAAAAGAAUCUUACUCAUAGAAACAUGUCAAGCUGCAGUAUCGAUGUUGCACCUGCAGAACAACUCUGCUACAUCCCUUGCAACUUUUGCAAUAUUGUUCUUGCGGUGAGUGUUCCAUGCAGUAGCUUGUUUGACAUAGUGACCGUUAGAUGUGGUCACUGCACAAAUCUAUGGUCUGUGAACAUGGCUGCAGCGUUUCAGUCACUUUCAUGGCAAGAUAUUCAGGCACCUAGCCACUGCAUGAAUCCAGAGUAUAGGAUUCGAACCAGUGGCAACACUUCCAAAUGCAACGAUAGGAUUGCAAUGAGAACUGCACCAACCACUCAUGUUACUCAAGAAAGAGUUGUUAACCGCCCUCCCGAGAAGAGGCAGCGUGUACCUUCUGCUUAUAAUCAGUUCAUAAAGGAAGAGAUUCAGAGGAUAAAGGCUAAUAAUCCUGAUAUUAGUCACAGAGAAGCUUUCAGUACAGCUGCAAAGAACUGGGCACAUUUUCCUCAUAUUCAUUUUGGGCUAAUGUUGGAGAGCAACAAUCAAGCUAAGAUGGAGAAUGUGUCUGAGAAGCGUUUGAUGUCAAGGGCUGCACUAAUGAACAAAUGAAAGCUUAUUGUUGAUAAUAAGUGUUAGGAGAAAAACUUCAUCAAUUUUAAUUAUAAUUAUGUCUUGUAAACAUUGUCCUAAGUACUUUACAUGACUUUUAAGGACAAUUGACUCUUUUUCUUUUCUUUAUGUUAGGGCAGUUUGUGACUGCUUACUGCUUGUGUAAUGGAUGUUUUUUUUACGUAAUAUGAAUGAAGCAAGAAUGCUACUUACUUUC
Molecule: messenger RNA, 1090 nt
Organism: Vicia villosa (hairy vetch)
Lineage: Eukaryota; Viridiplantae; Streptophyta; Magnoliopsida; Fabales; Fabaceae
Product: axial regulator YABBY 5
Exons: 7
Coding region: 301-873 (190 amino acids)
Biological process (GO): cell fate commitment; abaxial cell fate specification; multicellular organism development
Cellular component (GO): nucleus
Source: RefSeq, a predicted model, not a curated record